UCUCCCGGACACACGCGCGCGCAGGCGGCCUCCCCGCCCUAACCCACCGGAUGAAGUCUGUUUUAGAACCGCUCUCCACACAGCCCCCACCUGCAGACUUCCGGCCGGCUGGUCGAUACCGCCCCGCCCCUGAGGGCAGGGAUGUUGGGAAACACCAAUCACGGAGAGCAUGUGCUCAGGUCAAAUCUGACUCGUGCACCUGCUGGCUGGAACAUGGAAGAUUUAGAGGAAGAUGUAAAGUUCAUAGCAGAUGAGACCUUGGACUUUGGAGGGCUGUCACCAUCUGACAGUCGUGAGGAGGAAGACAUAGCAGUGUCGGUGACUCCAGAGAAACCCCUCCGAAGAGGACUCUCCAAUCGAAGUAAUCCAAAUGCAGUGGCCCCAGCCCCCCAGGGGCUGAGGCUCAGCUUGGGUCCCCUUAGUCCAGAGAAACUGGAGGAGAUUCUCCACGAGGCCAACCGGCUGGCAGUUCAGCUGGAGCAGUGUGCCCUGCAGGAGCAGGAGAGCACGGGUGAGGGCCUGGGGCCUCGCAGGGUGAAGCCCAGCCCCCGGCGGGAGACCUUUGUGCUGAAGGACAGCCCUGUCCGAGACCUGCUGCCCACUGUGAGUUCUUUGACUCGGAGCACCCCCUCCCCAAGCGGCCUGACACCCCGACUCCGGAGCAGCGAUAAGAAGGGGUCAGUCAGGGUUCUCCGGGCAGCAUCUGGAAAGAGGCCCUCCAGUGUGAAAAGGGAGUCACCCACUUGCAAUCUGUUGCCUACAUCCAAAAGCCCAGCAUCUUCUCCUCUUGCCCGAUCUACUCCUCCAGUCCGGGGCAAAGCUGGGCCCAGUGGGAGAGCAACAGCAAGCCCGCCUACCCCUGUCAGACCAGUCUUGGCCCCACAGCCUCCUACCGGCAACUCUCAGCGCCUCUCUCGGCCGCAGGGAGCAGCUGCUAAGCCUUCCAGUCGACUGCCUGUUCCCUCUGCCAUCCCCAGGCCUGCCAGCCGAAUGCCACUCACCAGCCGGAGUGUACCACCCAGCAAAGGUACCCUGCCUCCAGCUUCUCUGCCACCUCGGAAAGGACUUCCACGACCAAGUGCUGUAGGGCACAGAGUUCCUGUUUCCCAGCGGCCAAAUCUUCCCAUCACUGCUGCCACUCGCAGCAACCUGCAGCCCCCCAGGAAAGUGGCAGUCCCAGGACCCACCAGGUAAGACUGAUCAGUCAGCAAGCAAAAAUUCAGGAGCAAACCACUACAGUCACUGCCUGGACUCACCUCUACUCGACCUCCCAAGCCCUCUCAUGGAAGGCAGGCCCUGACUCCAGAAGAUUCUGGCCCAGGAGCAGGAGGAAAAGAUGCCACCAGGGCUGGUGCCCCAGGAGUGAAGAGAUGGGAGAUGGGGUGGAUUAGGGUUGAGCUGGAGGGGAAUCAAACUCUGUGGGUUGAAAGAGGAUUAGGAAAAAGAGGUCACCUCCCAACAGUGAAAUUAACAAGCAGAAAAUGAGAAAUGCAGGAGAGUGGUUUGUCCUCUUCCACCCCCACUCUUGUGUUCAGUCCCAGAGAGUUUGAUCUUCUUCCCAGGCUUUGGCUCACUGGACAUUUACAUGUGAAUGGCCUCUGUAGCUAACCUCCCUGCUCUCUGAGGAACAGUCCUGAAUCACAUCCUCUACUGGAUGCAGGCCUGUUUGGAGAGGCAGAGGCAGGCACCUGGUCUCUAGAACUUAUUUCCUGUGAAUUCUGUGACUCUUAAGAUGCCAAUUUAUGAUAAGCUUACAUCGAUCUGCGUUUUUCUAAAAUAAAAUGAAUGUAUUUUUAUAA
This is a messenger RNA of Neofelis nebulosa (Clouded leopard), 1799 nucleotides long. RefSeq names its product proline and serine rich coiled-coil 1 (gene PSRC1). The transcript has 8 exons. Lineage: Eukaryota; Metazoa; Chordata; Mammalia; Carnivora; Felidae. Gene Ontology annotation, molecular function: microtubule binding. Gene Ontology annotation, biological process: mitotic metaphase chromosome alignment. Gene Ontology annotation, cellular component: spindle microtubule; microtubule cytoskeleton; spindle pole. Bases 142 to 1194 code for a protein of 350 amino acids. The record is from RefSeq and is a predicted model, not a curated record.